Messenger RNA from Cladocopium goreaui, 576 nucleotides. NCBI's taxonomy places the organism in Eukaryota, Dinophyceae, Suessiales, Symbiodiniaceae. The record is from the annotation of a GenBank genome assembly.
AUGGAUGCUCUCUCUUGGCAAGAGAUCAUACCAGACUGGAACACCUCCUUGCGGAAGACAUCUCCUGCCGUGGGACUGGACACAUACCUCUGGCAGACGGAAAGAUGUCUGGCAUCCAUCUCAUCCUGCUGCACCACAGGGCUGGACCAGAACCCAGAACACAGCAGAAGACUUCGUGAACUUCUGCAGCCAAACUUGGGCAACCUCUUUCAGGACGUGCUGCGGCUGCCAAAGAUCACUUCAGACUGUACCAGGAUCAAAGAAUGGUUUGAACGGCUCUAUCACGACCCUGAGGCACUCUCCCCUGGAUACGCACCAGCGCCAUUUUGGCAUUGUGCGGCUGCCGAGAUAGCGCAUCACCUGCAGGACCUCAGACCGAUCACGCUGUUGGAACCGUGCAGUAAGGUCGUGGCACAGAAGAUGCUCUGGCCAGAGUCUUCAGACAUUGCGAUGCUGUGGAAUGCUGCUCACCCUGGACUUGUCGAAGACUCGACACCUGGAAACAUCAAAGGGCAUCAGACAAGGGUGCAAAGCUGCCCCGACCUUGUGGGCAGCAUACGUGGUGACGUCUCCUGA